Elgaria multicarinata webbii is the source of this 6350-nucleotide messenger RNA. RefSeq names its product SNF2 histone linker PHD RING helicase (gene SHPRH). The transcript is spliced from 30 exons. Gene Ontology annotation, biological process: protein polyubiquitination; nucleosome assembly; DNA damage response. Gene Ontology annotation, molecular function: ATP binding; ATP-dependent chromatin remodeler activity; ubiquitin protein ligase activity. Bases 215 to 5290 code for a protein of 1691 amino acids. Lineage: Eukaryota; Metazoa; Chordata; Lepidosauria; Squamata; Anguidae. Gene Ontology annotation, cellular component: nucleosome; nucleus. The record is from RefSeq and is a predicted model, not a curated record.
UUGAGUGGCGUUUUGUUGUCGUUGCCGUCGUUCCCCCCCCUUUCCCCUUCCUGGUUCAAGGAUGGUUGCUAGGCAGCUUCGAGACCGAGGGUUGGUUGCUGCUGCUGCUGCUCUCCCCACCGGGGCCCCGAGGCAUCCCGAAAGCAACGCGAGGAGCCCGCAGAAGCUGAUUCCCACCCUCAGUUAUUAGAGACAACACUAGUGAAACAUCAAAAUGAGUAACCGCCGGAAGCAAGCUCCUCCGCUGAGGAUGAAUGAGGAGAAAAAGAAGCAGCUCUGCUGGAAUAUGCAUGAUGACCGGAAAAAUGAGGUGAUAGAUUUAGAUGCAGUAGAUGAAGACCACCCUGUUGCAGGUACAAGCUCAUCUUCUACAGCAUUUAUUGUUAUAAAUGAUGAUAGCAUGGAUGAAGAUUUGUCUCACAAAGGAAACAAACUAAAAUCCCAGAACUUCUCAACAGUUAUAGACGAAGCAGAAGAUUCUUGCUAUCUCUUGCCUUCUAUAUCUAUACAGAUAAAUAUCAUGAUACUUCCUUAUUGUUCUGAUCAUUCCUGGAAAGCUUUGCUUGGAGAGUUUGUUCUUCACCUUCUUCCUGAACAACUUGUAACUGAGAAUAUCCAUAAAAGGGGUUUCACCUUGAUGAGAGCAGAAUUUAAUGAUCAGCUACGUAUCUUUGUUCACACAAAAAACACUAAGAAGGUGGAUGAGCAAGAAGAUUCAUUACUGAGCAAUUAUGAAGAAGAGAUGUUGGUUGAAUCAUCUUUAAGUAAUGAAAUCUUAGAAGAUUUGAUGUGGCUGCAAAAGAAAAAAGUCAUUAUAUUGUAUCAAAGACCUGGAGAUGCUCAAUGUUUAAAGGUUGGCAUAUAUCUUCUUGAAGCUGGCUUAAGCAAACUAGAAUUCCUUAGUGAUGGUGGUGGCAGAAUAAAAAAGGCCAAUCAGCUUCUUCAGAAAUUGAUGGAAAAAUUCUACCACUUCAUAAUUCCAGAUAUUCUGGAAGAAGAUGAGGAAUCUGACAGGGAUAUAGAGCGGCAGAAUAUUGAAGAACUUUAUGACUAUGUGAGGCACACACACCAGAAAGAGAUACAGUUUUUGAAGGAGAAUGUACAGCAUUCUGCGUUGAUUCCUGUGCUGAGGCCAUAUCAAAGUGAUGCUGUAAACUGGAUGUUGCAACGUGAGAAUUUCAGAAAUAUACCUACCAAUGAAAAUGCCCUUCACUACUUAUGGAGAGAGUUUAUUACUUUAGAUGGACUAAAACUCUACUAUAAUCCUUUUACUGGCUGCAUUAUCCGUGAGCACCCAGUUGCUGGGCCUCAGUGGCCUGGAGGAAUAUUGGCAGAUGAGAUGGGCCUUGGUAAAACAGUAGAAGUCUUGGCACUUAUCCUGACACAUACUCGAAAGGAUAUCAGACAAGAUGCUCUGAUGUUACCUGAGGGUUUUUUGGUAAACUUCUUUGUUCCACCACAACCUACUGAAGGAAGUAAAAAGAAAAACAUAAAGAAAAUGGAACAUAAAUUAAAAGAAAAAGUGCAGUAUCCUAGUUUGCGAGUGAUGCUUUUAACUGCUAUAAAAGAAAUGAAUGUAAAGAAGGGAGCAUCUAUAGUAGCAAUUUUUAAGUAUGUCCAUGCCAUAUACAAGUAUGACAUACAGAGAAGCCGUCGGAUUCUUAAAAAGACCCUGGAAAAAUUAAUUGCAGAGAAGGUAGUGGAACAAGUCAAAGGCCAUGGACUUGCUGGUUCUUUCAAAUUGGGCAGAAACUACAAGGAACAGAAAUUUUGUAAUAAAUCCAAGAAACAGAAAACAAGAACUUCAGAUAGAGUUCAGAAGAAAAACUUGCCAGAUCAUAAGAAUGAAACCAAAGAAUUGGGAGAUAGGGGCACAUGCUCAACGAAUGUUCUUACAUUACCUCUGGCAGUAGACAUCACAGCAGAAGAGCAUGAUUACUGUGCAGCAAGCAAAGACAAUAGCAAAUCAAAAUUGGAUCGUAAGAGUUGGAAAACGGAAGAAGAUCCUCAGCCUAAACCUGCUGACUUGAAAGGCAAUGUGCUAAUUUCCAAAGAGGAAACACAUUCUAAUACUGAUGUUCCUAAAAAUACAGAUGAGGCUGAAGAACAGCAGGAUGUCUUACAAGGCCAUUCUCCAACCUCCCAAGAACAUGCUAAUAUUUUUAGACAACAUCCUGGUUCCAUUUUUCCAUUCAAUACUUCUGAUUACCGUUUUGAAUGCAUCUGUGGUGAGCUUGGCUUGGCUGACUAUAAGGCACGUGUGCAAUGCCUGAACUGCCACCUGUGGCAACAUGCUGAGUGUGUGAAUUAUAAAGAAGAAAAUCUAAAGAUCAAACCCUUUUACUGUCCCCAUUGCCUUGUAGCAAUGAAACCAGUUCCUACAGGAGCAACUCUGAUAAUCUCUCCAAGUUCUAUCUGCCACCAGUGGGUUGAUGAGAUUAACAGGCAUGUGAGAUCAUCUUCCCUUCGAGUAUUGGUUUAUCAAGGAGUGAAGAAACAUGGCUUCUUGCAGCCUCACAUCUUGGCAGAGCAGGAAGUAGUGAUCACCACAUAUGAUGUCCUUCGUAGUGAGCUGAACUAUGUGGACAUUCCUCACAGCAAUAGUGAAGAUGGACGCCGUUUCCGGAACCAGAAGCGUUAUAUGGCCAUCCCAAGCCCUUUGGUAGCUGUGGAGUGGUGGAGAAUAUGCCUGGAUGAAGCACAAAUGGUAGAAUGCACCACUGCAAAGGCUGCAGAAAUGGCUCUCCGUUUGAGUGGAAUCAAUCGGUGGUGUGUCAGUGGUACACCAGUGCAGCGAGGAUUGGAAGAUUUGUAUGGAUUAGUACUCUUCCUUGGAGCUGAUCCUUACUGGGUGAAAUAUUGGUGGGAUCAGCUUCUGUAUCGCCCGUACUGCAGGAAAAACACACAGCCUCUGUACAACUUCAUAGCCAAGAUAAUGUGGAGGUCAGCAAAGAAGGACGUGAUUGACCAAAUUCAGAUCCCUGCUCAGACAGAAGAGAUACACUGGCUUCAUUUUUCUCCCGUGGAGAGGCACUUUUAUCAUCGCCAGCAUGAGGUGUGCUGCCAGGAUGCGCUGGCAAAGCUCAGGAAGAUUUCUGAUUGGUCUCUCAAACUCAGCAGCUUGGAUAGGAGGACAGUUGCUUCUAUUCUGUACCCUUUGUUGCGCCUGCGACAGGCCUGCUGCCACCCACAAGCUGUUCGUGGGGAAUUCUUGCCUCUGCAGAAAAGCACAAUGACAAUGGAAGAGCUUCUAACAUCACUGCAGAAAAAAUGCCGGAUAGAAUGUGAGGAAGUCCAUAGACAACUGGUUUGUGCUCUGAACGGCUUAGCUGGUAUUCAUAUUAUUAAAGGUGAAUAUGCACUGGCAGCAGAUUUGUAUAGAGAGGUGCUGCGUUCCUCUGAGGAGCACAAAGAGAAGCUCAAAACAGAUUCAUUGCAAAGACUUCAUUCUACGCACAAUCUGAUGGAACUCCUAGCGGCAAAGCAUCCUGGGAUACCACCCACCUUACGUGAUGGCAAGCUUCAGGAAGAGUGUGAGCAACUCCGUCAACAUUAUAUGAGUAAAUCGAAUGCAGAAGUUGCUGAAGCCCACCAGGCUUUGCAACCAGUUGUACAGACAAUCCACGAACUGCAGAGAAAGUUACGCUCCAGUUCACCUUGGUGGUUGGAUGUGAUCCAGUCAGCAAUACAAUAUGCCAUUGAUGAGGAGCUUGUUCAGCGGGUACAAAAUGAUCUAACCAGCAACUACAAACAGCAAACGAAUAAACUCUCCAUGGCAGACAAAUUCCGUGACUGUAGAGGCCUGCAGUAUCUGCUCACAACUCAAAUGGAAGAAGUGAAGAAAUUCCAGAAACUUGUGAGAGAGGCUGUGAAACAUCUGGAAGGGCCCCCUUCCAGAAAGGUCAUUGAGGCUGCCACCAUCUGCCAUCUGCGGCCUGUAAGGUUGCCACUAAACAACUGUGUCUUCUGCAAGGCUGAUGAAUUGUUCACAGAAUAUGAGUCAAAACUCUUCUCCCAUACUGUAAAAGGCCAGAUGGCGAUCUUUGAAGAAAUGAUAGAAGACGAGGAAGGCCUUGUCGAUGACCGUUUGCCGACCACAAGCAGAGGUCUCUGGGCAGCAAGCGAAACGGAACGGUCCUUGAAAGCCAUAUUGUCCUUUGCCAAAGCUCACCGGAUAGAUCCCAAGGCAGUGGAAGAGGGCAGCAUCUUCUUGGAACUCUUUGAAGCAUGGAAAAAGGAGUAUAAGCUGCUUCAUGAAUAUUGGAUGGUUCUGAGAGAUCAUGUGUCUGCCAUUGAUGAACUUGCCAUGGCUACAGAACGGCUUAGAGUGCGUCAUCCCGAAGAGCCAAAACCUAACCACCCUGUUCUUCACAUAAUUGAGCCUCACGAGGUAGAACAAAAUCGAGUGAAACUUUUGAAUGACAAAGCAGUUGCCAAAUCGCAGCUUCAGAAGAAACUGGGCCAGCUCCUUUACCUCACUAAUUUAGAAAAGUCUCAAGAUAAAACAACUGGAGGAGUUAAUCCAGAGCCCUGUCCAAUUUGUGCACGGCAACUGGGAAAACAGUGGGCAGUGUUAACGUGCGGACAUUGUUUCUGCAAUGAGUGCAUAGCUAUUAUUAUAGAACAGUACAGUGUUGGCACUCGUAGAAGUUCCAUAAAGUGUGCCAUCUGCAGGCAGACAACAUCACAUAAAGAAAUCUCCUAUGUCUUCACUGCAGAGACAGCAAACCAAGAGGAUGAUAUACCUGUGAAGGGAAGUCACUCCACUAAAGUAGAAGCUGUGGUCAGAACUCUAAAGAAAAUCCAGUUUAAAGAUCCAGGCGCCAAAUCCCUAGUUUUUUCAACGUGGCAAGAUGUGCUGGAUAUCAUUGCAAAAGCUCUAGAUGAUAACAGCAUGGAAUUCUCUCAGAUCAACGGAAUUAACAAAUUUCAGGAAAAUCUCUCUGCAUUUAAAUACGAUUCCAAAAUCAACAUAUUGCUGUUGCCCCUCCAUACCGGCUCCAAUGGAUUAAACAUCAUUGAGGCAACGCAGGUCCUUCUGGUGGAGCCCAUAUUGAAUCCAGCACAUGAGCUACAGGCCAUUGGCAGAGUCCACCGUAUCGGACAAACUAAGCCCACCAUUGUUCAUAGAUUCUUAAUAAAAGCAACAAUAGAAGAAAGAAUGCAGACAAUGAUGAAAACUGUAGAAAGAAGCCACUCUAGUUCUUCCAUGAAGCAUUCAGAGGCCUCUGUGUUAACAGUAGCUGAUUUGGCAGACCUUUUCUCAGAGGAAACCGAAGAACUUGAAUGAAGCAGUGCAUUUUGGACUCACUGAGGUCAGAAGGGGCCAUAACCUACUUUUUUUCUAAGCCAGUGUACAAAAUCAGGUAAUUAUUCUGAAAUUCCUGUAGAUGUCACCAAACACCCACCCUUAUUUAGGGCCGUAUGAAUUGGUAAGUAUUUUAAACAGCUUCCACUAGAUUCUGUGGCUGUGGUUACUUCAGCACGUUAUUUCUGUUAAUAAAGAAGAGCAGUUGCACUUUACACAAACAUUACACAAACUAUGGCUUUGUACUUCCAAAGAACACGAGCAUCCUAAUCCAGCUUUUGUUGUGCAUAAAAAUGCCUAUGUGACUACUUGCACCAGAAUGUGGAUGUGCAUCCCAUGGAAAGCAAUGAAGCGUGGACAGACAGCAUUCAUAUUUAGUCACACAUCUGAUUUAUGCCUAAAGUUCUGAAUCCAACAAGAGACUGCCUGAAUCUCCUUUGCUGGAUCAAGGUGUUCAACUAGACUUUGAGGAGAGGAGUGUUGCAUGGCAGAGAAGGGUAUAAAAAUCAUGAACCGAUUAUUUUGCCUCCGUUUUAUUUCUAGAAUUAAUUAUUGACCUAUUAAUUAUUUAAAAGGUUCCUGAAUAAGCAAAUCUUUUUCAAAAAGGGCUUCUACUGGUGCCGCAAUUUUAUCAUGCAAGUAAAGUUUUAUCAGUUAACACUUAAGUACUAAUUUUUAGAAACCACUUUGGCAUUUGUAAUAAUUUUCUAGGUAUUUAUGUUGUGAUAGUACAUUGUAGAAAUUGGAUUUUUUUUGCUUGUUUAUAUUUAAAUGUUUGCUGUUAGCGUCUUCUGUUUUCUUGAUAAAUUAUGUCUUUUGUAUGACCUUUUUUCUUGAAAUUAUAGCUCAAAAUAUCUGUUAGACAGAUUUUUAAAGAUUCUUAAAACUGUAUUGUUUAACAUUUGGAUUCUGUUAUCCUAUUAAAGUGGUAAACCUUCCCAUUGUUCAUAGUCAUUUGAUGUUUGUAUGAUCAAAUUAUGACCCAUUCAUUUUACUUAUUAAACAGAAUUAUUCCAUUAUAUUAAAUUUUAUUACCAAAAUA